AUGGUUGGUGUUUCUUUUUUAUCCCAAUUACUUUUCAGAGAGAAGGAUUGUCUACCAAUAAUUAAUGCACUCAUUUGCAUUUUGGUAUACUUUCUUGCUUUUUUUGUACGCUUGUUUGCCGUCAUUCGUUUUGAAUCGGUUAUUCAUGAAUUUGAUCCUUAUUUUAAUUUUCGUACAACCAAGUUUCUUGUUGAAAAAGGUUUUUAUGUUUGGUGGAAUUGGUUCGACGUUUUUUCAUGGUAUCCUUUAGGUCGUGUUGUUGGUCAGACACUUUUCCCUGGACUUAUGCUAACAGCUUUUUGUUUAUAUAAAAUUGUUCAUUUUUUUGGGUUUUUAAUUGAUAUCAAGGAUAUCUGCGUGUUUACCGCCCCUAUUUUUAGCGGUUUCACAUCUCUUGCAACAUAUUUAUUUGUAAAACAAACUACAAAGUGUAAUGGAGCAAGUCUAUUUGCUGCUUUUUUUGUCUCUUUAUCUCCUUCAUAUAUGUCUCGUAGUGUUGCAGGAAGUUAUGAUAAUGAAGCAAUUUCUAUUUUUGCUCUAAUUUUUGCUUUUUAUGCGUAUGUACGAGCACUGAACAAAGGAACCAUGUUUAGCGCUAUUUUAGCUGCUCUUUCUUAUUUUUAUAUGGCUGCUGGAUGGGGUGGUUAUGUAUUUAUUACAAAUAUUGUAGCAGUUCAUGCAUUAGCUCUUCUUUUUUUACAAAAAAUGACUAUUAAACAAUACGUGACUUAUUCCGUUUUUCAUAUCUUUGGCACCGUUUUAUGUUUUAGUAUUCCUUUUAUUAAUUAUCAAGCGUUAAAAUCAUCGGAACAUAUAUCUUCCCACGUUGUCUUUCUUAUAGUGCAGGUAGCUUUUCUACCUUACUGUUUAGAGAAAAUUUUUUCUUCAGCGUUUAUUCAUAAAUUACAACAAGGGUUACUGAUUUUAUCAUGUAUUUUUGGAACGGGUGUCGCAGUAUGGCUUGGCUUAAGCGGCAAAACAAGAUGGACAGGACGCUCAUUAACUCUACUAGAUCCAACAUAUGCUUCUAAAUUCAUUCCAAUUGUCGCUUCAGUGGCAGAACAUCAAUCACCCGUUUGGACAAGUUUUUUGUUCGAUCUCCAUAUUACGGUGCUUUUUUCUUCUGUUGGCUUAUGGUUGUGCUUUUCUCGUCCAAAUGAGACAUCAUUAUUUAUGGGUUUAUAUGGUGUCAUUUCAUCUUAUUUUGCUUGUAUUAUGGUUCGUCUGUUACUGGUUGCAUCACCAGCAACAUGUUCUCUAGGAGGUUUAGGUAUUUCAUAUCUUGUGUCCUCCUUUAUGCAAAUCCCAUCCGCUUGUGACACAACUCUUGAAUCAAUAUCUUGCAAAAAUUUAACAGUAUCACAUGGAGAACAAACGCAACCUAAAAAAAAAGAAAAUCAUCUAUGGAUGAAUUAUUUUACUCGUUUUAUUGGAGUUGUAAUUCUUUUCUCUAUCACAUUUGAUUAUUUAAGACACUGUGUUUAUGUCACCUCUAUUGCUUAUUCUCAGCCAUCUAUUAUGCAAAUUUUCAAAAUGCAAAACGGAGCUCGUUUUAUUCAAGAUGAUUUUAGAGAAGCUUACUACUGGUUACGUAAAAAUACUGAUAAGGAUGCGCGUCUUAUGUCCUGGUGGGAUUACGGUUAUCAAUCGGCUGCUAUGGCGAAUCGAAGUGUUAUUGUUGACAAUAACACUUGGAAUAAUACUCAUAUAGCGACAGUUGGUUUGGCUUUUAGUUCUUCAGAAGAAAAAGCAUAUCCUAAGCUUUUAGAACUUGAUGUCGAUUAUGUUUUUGUUAUCUUCGGUGGCUAUUGUGGAUACUCAAGUGAUGACAUUAAUAAAUUUUUAUGGAUGGUACGUAUUGCGGGAACUAAUUAUCCUUGGAUAAAAGAAAAAGAUUAUAUUUCAGCUUCCGGUUAUUAUUCAGUAGGAGAGAACGCGUCACCUACAUUCAAAAAUAGUCUACUUUACCGCCUUUCAUAUUAUCGUUUUUCUGAGUCGGUUUACCAAGGAAAGGAUGUUGUACGUUCUACCAGCAUACCACCCGUGAAGCCGUUAAAAUAUCUAAAAGAAGUUUAUACAACAGAAAACUGGAUCGUGCGCAUUUAUGAGGUAAAACGUCCAAGUUCUACAAGUAUUCAACCUUCAGCAGAAGCUUCGUUAUCAAGCGCUUAUUGAAUUAUUUUUCCCUUAUAUUUAAUAGAAAUUCGAAGGAUUUUUGUUUUAAACAUACCCGUUUCAAUUAAAGUUUU
Messenger RNA from Hylaeus volcanicus, 2249 nucleotides. RefSeq names its product dolichyl-diphosphooligosaccharide--protein glycosyltransferase subunit STT3A-like. The record is from RefSeq and is a predicted model, not a curated record. Gene Ontology annotation, cellular component: membrane. The transcript has 11 exons. Gene Ontology annotation, molecular function: oligosaccharyl transferase activity. NCBI's taxonomy places the organism in Eukaryota, Metazoa, Arthropoda, Insecta, Hymenoptera, Colletidae. The coding region runs from base 1 to 2175 and encodes 724 amino acids.